Molecule: messenger RNA, 5663 nt
Organism: Chelonoidis abingdonii (Abingdon island giant tortoise)
Lineage: Eukaryota; Metazoa; Chordata; Testudines; Testudinidae
Source: RefSeq, a predicted model, not a curated record
CAUGAGUUGGAAACCAAGUUAGUUGUCAAAUUAACAUAACUUACAGGCUACAGCUGCUAAAGGAGGAGUGGUAUGUGAAAGCAGGAGACUUUGUUUGGGACACUCAGGAAGAGGAUUUUGUCGAGAGUCUUCCACAGAACAUGAUCCACCUCCUACUACAGAUGUCGAAGAGAUGAGUUUCUCAUCUCCUGGGCUUCCCAUGAACUCUGUGGGCAAUGACCGGGUUGAUCAGCGAACCUGCCUUAUCUGUGGAGACAGAGCUACAGGUCUGCACUAUGGUAUCAUCUCCUGUGAAGGCUGCAAAGGGUUUUUCAAAAGGAGCAUUUGCAACAAGCGGGUUUACAGAUGCAGUCGAGACAAGAACUGUGUCAUGUCACGCAAACAGCGAAACAGAUGCCAGUAUUGCAGGCUGCUCAAGUGCCUCCAGAUGGGAAUGAAUAGGAAAGCAAUCAGAGAAGAUGGCAUGCCAGGAGGCAGGAACAAAAGCAUUGGACCUGUUCAGAUAUCAGAGGAGGAGAUUGAAAGAAUUAUGUCUGGACAAGAAUUUGAGGGGGAGGCAAACAUCUCUUGGAGUAACAAUGGAGACAGUGACCAUAGUUCUCCCGGGAAUGGAGUUUCUGAGAGCAACCAGCCAUCACCUGUUUCUACUCCGUCUUCAAGUAGGUCUGUGGAGCUGAACGGAUUCACUGCACUCAGGGAUCAGUAUAUUGGGACUCCAGUGUCCACGCACUAUCAGUACCUACCGCACCUUUUUAACUACUCUGCUCACUCGGCUCUGAUGCCCCCACAGACCCGAAGCCUAGAUCCCCAGUCACAUAGUCUUAUCAAUCAGCUGGUGUCAGCUGAGGACCUGGAAUCACUUGGCACUCCAAUGCUUAUUGAAGAUGGGUAUAAAGUGACUCAAGCAGAGCUGUUUGCAUUGCUGUGUCGUUUGGCAGAUGAGUUGCUUUUCAGGCAGAUUGCUUGGAUUAAGAAGCUGCCAUUCUUCUGUGAACUCUCAAUCAAGGACUAUACUUGCCUGCUAAGUUCCACAUGGCAGGAGCUGAUUCUGCUGUCCUCACUAACCGUUUACAGUAAACAGAUCUUUGGUGACCUUGCUGAUGUAACGUCCAAGUACUCUCCCUCUGACGAUGAGCUGCACAGAUUCAGUGAAGAGGGAAUGGAGGUGAUGGAACGGCUGAUCUACCUCUACCGCAAAUUUAACCAAUUGAAGGUCAGCAAUGAGGAGUAUGCAUGUAUGAAAGCCAUUAACUUCCUAAAUCAAGACAUUAGAGGCCUGACUAAUACAUCCCAACUGGAGCAGUUGAAUAAACGGUAUUGGUACGUGUGCCAGGAUUUUACAGAAUACAAGUACCCACAUCAGCCAAACCGUUUUCCGGAUUUAAUGAUGUGUUUGCCAGAGAUACGAUACAUUGCAGGAAAAAUGGUGACUGUUCCUCUGGAGCAGCUGCCCCUCCUUUUUAAAGCCGUUCUUCAUUCCUGCAAGACAAGCGUGAGCAAAGAGUGAGCCUUCAUUGCCCCGAACCCAUGCCUUACUCUGGUGCUUCUGGUGUGGAACUGGCUCACGUGUGAAGAGAGAGCGGAGGAAAAACCAUGAUCAAGGCAGUAGGGAGCUGCUGAGACAGGGCGGCAGGUAGUCCUGUCAUUGUAGCAAGAAUCUUUUUUUGUUUUUUGUUUUUAAACUCUUUUCCUAUAUAUUUAUUUCACGACAGAGUUGAAUGUAUGAUCUUCAACACAGUGCACGUGGUUCUGUAUGAAUGCAGCAGAUGCAUUUUCUUGCAGUUUACAGAAUGUGAAGAUGUUUAAUGUUACAGUGUUUGUUAGGGUUAGUUCUUUUGUAUUUGGGGGACUGGGGGCGAAUAUAACUAAGACUACCUCAAUAAGAAGAUGCUGUUCACGUACUGAUCAUUCCAUGAUUUAUAUCCAAAGUGUUUGCCUACAGAGCAAACUGCCUCACUCCACUGGGAGAGCUGUUAGCAUCCCAAAUGCUGGAGUGCAUUGGAGGAGUGUGGGCAUUAGAGAAGUGCCAAGCUUCAAAAAAGAUAAGUGGGUGAGAAGGUGUUACACCAAAACCAGAAUUUGGGUACCCCCAGAAUAGCCAGCCUGUUCGUUGUUGUAACCAAUCUGUUCUCAUUAAGUGUGAGUCUCCAGGGUGGCUAAGGGAAUACUUGGAGGACACAGAUACAGCCAUGCAUAAAUUAUUGGCACAAGAAGUGUUCCAAAACAAGGCACCUUUUAUUGAACAAUUUCUUGACAUAGUAACAAUCUGAACACACAUCCCUUAUAACAAGUUAAAGAGCACCUCAAACCACAUUGCCUUAAAGCUUGAAACAAUACUGAGUGGAUGCUCCCUGCUUCAGAUGGUCAGUCUGUCACAGAUAGUUGACAGCCAUUUUGAGAUGUCCAUUAGUUUUUACACGUAUAAAUCCCUUUCACAGUCAACACACAUGCAUACAUCUGUAUUACCCCCCCUCCCACAUAUAUGCAAACACCAUACUAUGCUAUGCUAUAACUAUACCUGUUACUCUGUCUGACAGACUUACUUAGCUGACGGCACAGUAUCUUUUCCUGUUUUUUCUCUCCCACUCCUCUGCUGCAUCCUUCUCUUCUCCCACUGCUUACUGCUGCUUCUCCUUCGUCUCACCCUCACCUCUUUCAUGCCUUCCCCUGCCUUCUCUGCUCAGCUGCCUUCUCAACUGUCAGCUGCUGCUGAUUUUUAUACCCUACUUUGCUAACAGUCACAAGUCAGUCAUUCCAUUUGACUGUUAUUUACCUCAGUGUUACGAUUUGUCAUUUGUUGUUUACUACCUUCUUUUCCUGCCAAUUCCUAGUGCUUCGUGACCUGCAGCUGUCAGCCAGUGGUGGAGUGACUCUUGCUUAUUCAGAAUGGAAGCCAGGAAUCUAGGGAUUUCAAAAUGGAGUUUCUCUGGUAUCACAGGGAGAAAUGAAGUUUAGCUAGCUGACCAAAAAACAGUCUUCAUCGGUUUUCAAAUGCAGCUCUCAUGAUGUAAAUUGGGUCCCCCUGAAAUUCUGUCACGAGAAUUGCAGCAUUCCAAGGCUGAGAAAGGCCCUUAGCCCAUAUUUCCCUUCCCUGGGCUAUGCAGAAUUUGUUCUCUCUCUCUCCAACUGAUGCAUGAUUAUUCCUUCACGACUCUCCUACCAAACUGGAAUUGUCAUUGUAAUUAAUAACAGGCUUUGAAUGAGGAGGCAGAAAUAAGCCAGGCAAACUGCAAAUAAUUUAAUUAUUGGCUAAAUGCUCUCUCUUAGAAUCACAAACUGGAAAAGCAUUCUAAGGGCAAUAUAUGUUCUCCAUGGCUAGAUCUGGUCUAGUUUUUUAAAUCACUCCAGUGAAGAGGAUUUCCUACUACAGUAGUUACAAGUAAUUCACAUCAGCAAACGCUUCAAACCUAGCAGCUUCUGUCCUUCCUGUGGAUAAAAUAAAUGUGACUUCCGAUAAGAGAUUUCAGUAUCCUCUGCUAUUGGGUGUCUGUUGAACCUUGGAGAACAUAUGGGUUUAAACCAAGUCCUGCAUGUACCAUGUUACUGCGUGGAGGGGAGUGUAGUAGGAAAACCUGGCUUAGUACAAUUCAUGAUAUUACUUCUAAAUCUCCCAGAAUUUAGAUGUUCCACCUAGUAACUUCAGUCACUUGCAUUACACCAAAAAUACUUGAAUUGCUGCUGUUCAACAUGUAUUACUGUCCAUUAAGCCUCAGUGUCCUCCAUGGCUUCCUGUAUCCACAUGAUUGCUAGUUGGGGAAGAGUUUCUUUCCGUUUCCAUCAUUCAUACAUUUAUGAAAUCUCACUCAUUCUAACAGGCAGCCAUGUUGCCUUUGCUGAAUUUUCUGCUGGGACCCUUAGUUGUGAAUCUGUUGUUUUGAGUGGUUACAUUAGGCUGAUUGAGACACUUUUGAAUGUGAAAGAACCUGCUAUUUUUAAACUACCUUGAGUUCUUCAGGAAACAACUUCUGCUCUUCUGGGGUGGGAGUAACUAUUCCUGCCAUCCUCUGUCCAGUCAUGACACAUUAUAGUGUAUGACACAAAUUAAAUAUGUGGUCAGGAGAAGCAGUUUUUCCUUCUGAACAAGCAGCUGCUCUCCGCUGAAGUACUGUACUUGCUAGUGGGUAGAAAUGAAUUGAGUGAACAGCAGCAGCAUAUCAUUCAGUCCAACCCCAAAUACUACCUACAGACUAGUGUAAUAGCAGCCCAACAGCCACUGGAACUUGCUAGCUUGGCACAUCUCUAGGUUAGUCAACAGUUACUCUGUACAAUGAGUGCAAAUGGGUCCUGCCUGCAAGAAAUGAAGACUACUCCAUCCAAAACCAUCUCAGCAGAGACAAGCUGUUGACUAACUAUUUAGACCAAAGGCAGUGCUGCUGUCUUUAAUUCUGCUUUGUGAAUCUUCCCACUUGAUUUUUUUCCUUGCUUUAGGUAGUCCACUAGCUGCUGAGAUACUUUCCUAAAAUAAGAUGUUACGGGUAACAGCUGCUGGGAUCAGCAGAAGUCCACUUUUAUAUCGCUUGACGAAUCCAAAGUUAGUUUCAUGAAUCUCACUUGCUUUCUGUUUAUAAAAUGAGACAAGCACAUAUUUCUCAGGAAAGCCUUCUGCAUACAGUAGAUACACUAAAAUCUUCCCAUGUAGACUUGAGGUAUCUGUUUGUUUCUAAGUUAGGAAGUAUUGCCAGCUUUAACUUUCAUUUUCAAAUAAUUCCACAUGAUACUUGUAUUACAGGUUAUCUUCUGGCUUGCUUACACAUUUCAGGAAUAAUUUAACUGCACAGAAGUAAUCUUAUUCCAAAGUUAUUAGAUGAAUAAGGAUUUGUUUUAAUUAGAAGAUCUCUAUGCUAAAAUUAGAAAACUUGUUUUUGCCAAAUCUUGACAAAAACAUCUAUUUUGUACUCUGUCCAAAAUGAAUUGACUCCUCAGGAAAAUGCUGCGCAAGCAAAUGUUUAAUAAACUUGAUGGGGGUGGGGUGGGGGAUGUGCUACUACUUGCAACUGUGUAAACCAUUUUUGUAAAUGUUGAUUGACAGCAGUAUCUGUUAACAAACCUCCUUGUACAGCAGUGAGCAUAAAAACUGUGUUAAAUUCACAAGCAAGAAUGAGACUAACAUACCAAACCAGAACCUAACUCGCUGGACAGUCAUUAAUGUCUUCUGCACCAAGUCCUCUAAUGACUUGUGUUUUUUAAACAGGGUAAAGUGAAUGUGUUGCAUUGCAAACUCAGGUAUUAUGAUGAGAAGAUAGGAAUGUAGCUAGAAUUGUAGCGACAUUAGGUCAAUCACUAGAUGUACUUGUGAAUUUGGUUUGAAGGACAUCCUACAAAAGUUGGAAUUGUUUGUCCAAAUCUUCACAUAACAUUCGGUUUACAGGGAACCAUAUUUUAUUUGUGCUUAAUGCUAGUUGGGUGAGGAUGUUCGUUAUUGUUGGUAUCUGCUGUUGCUUAUCUGGCCUUCUCUCAUAGAAGACUCAAUCAACAAUAAUCAUUUUUGGUGGAAUUUUCUGCCAAGACUAGUCAAUAUUUAUCUCCGGUUUGAAAGAUAACUCAAUUGAUCCCAUCCUUUCCUUCACAGUAUUUGUGCAAAUGUAAAUCUGAAGAGUUUUUUUAAUCCAAACAGAUUUUUGGAUAUUAAUUUGAAGUGCAUAUGCUCACAUAUUCAGAGAGGG